AUGGAAAGGUAUCUGAAAAAAUUCAAGGAAGACUCAGGAAGACAGGGACAAGAAGACGUUGAAAGAUCUGAAUAUCCUGAUGUUCAGCCAUCAGUAUCAGGCCAACAACCUGGUAAAAAUAAACCGUCAGAUUUAUCACAACAUGAUGAUGACUUGCCAUCUGAUGAGGAUCCUGUUAUUCCUGUUAUUGCGAAAAAGAAUUACACACAAAAAUUCCGUGAUUCAUGGUUGAAAGAGAAAAGUUUUAGCACAUGGUUAGUGAGAAACCCAUCAAAAUGUGAAGAGCCUUUUUGUCAGUUAUGUGCCAAGUCAAUUCGAGGAUGCAUUGUGAUGCACAAAAAAAGGUUGAAGAGUGCAUCAGAUACUCCGAGAGUUACAAUGUUUUAUAACAAAAAUAAAGAAGACAAAAUGCUCAAACAAAUAAAAUCUGCAGAAAUGAAAUUGGUAGCUUUUGUUGCAGAACACAAUUUAUCAUUUUCUGUUUUGAACCACCUACCACAGUUAAUAGCAUCUGUCUGCCCAGAUUCUGGAGUGGCUAAAAAACUGAAGUGUUGUAGGAAGAAAGGAACUAAAAUAACUAAAGAUUUAAUGAGGUCUGAAAAUAUUUACAAUUUAUCAAAAAAAUUGAAAAAAUGUGAAUUCUCCCUUAUAAUUGAUGAAAGUACUGAUAUUUCCUCAGUUAAAAAUUUGGCAAUGGUAGUACGCUUUUAUGAUAAGGAGAUGAAAAAAGUGCAUGAUGCUUUUUUAGCACUCUUGGAGGUACAGGAUACAGGAUGCCACUGCUGA
This is a messenger RNA of Phaedon cochleariae (mustard beetle), 786 nucleotides long. Lineage: Eukaryota; Metazoa; Arthropoda; Insecta; Coleoptera; Chrysomelidae. The record is from the annotation of a GenBank genome assembly.